Molecule: messenger RNA, 711 nt
Organism: Fraxinus pennsylvanica
Lineage: Eukaryota; Viridiplantae; Streptophyta; Magnoliopsida; Lamiales; Oleaceae
Source: the annotation of a GenBank genome assembly
AUGGCCGAGUUGAAAUUAUCUGCUACGACGAGCUCACAAACUCCAUGGAUAAGCCAAAGCGAUAACGCCUUUAUAUUUCAAUUUCAUUCUUCCCCUCACUCUCUCCAUCUCACAACCACCUCAGAGGUAAUUUCAAUGGCGGUGGCGAGUAUGAGUUUCAAUUUGGUGGGAGCAUUCAAAGGACUGGCAAUCGGUUCUGGUUCAUCUUCAUCUUUUUUGCGAGGAGAUUUUGGUUCGAUUCACGUUGGACAGAAAGUCUCCAUCCGGUUUCCGAUGAAAUCGCCGCUGACGAUUGAGUCGGCGCACAAGAAAGGAGCUGGAAGCACUAAGAACGGGCGGGAUUCGCCAGGCCAAAGGCUUGGAGUAAAAAUUUAUGGCGACCAAGUCGCAAAGCCUGGCGCCAUUAUCGUUCGCCAGCGAGGCACCAAGUUUCAUCCAGGGAAGAAUGUGGGUCUUGGCAAGGAUCACACGCUUUUCUCUUUGAUAGAUGGCCUCGUCAAAUUUGAGAAGUUUGGGCCUGAUAAGAAAAAGGUGAGUGUUUAUCCACGUGUGGUACAGCCUGAAAAUCCCAACAGUUACCGAGCAAGAAAAAGGGAGUCAUUCAGAUUACAACGUGAACGGAGACGCGCACGAAGAGAAGGUGUGCUUGCUCAGCCGCAGCUUGUUCUUGCUUCAGCUGCUGAACCAACUGACAGCAAUCCAGCUUGCUGA